This is a messenger RNA of Triticum turgidum subsp. durum (durum wheat), 300 nucleotides long. Lineage: Eukaryota; Viridiplantae; Streptophyta; Magnoliopsida; Poales; Poaceae. The record is from the annotation of a GenBank genome assembly.
AUGUGUUUUAGCACCCACCGCGUCGUCGAAGCCGGCCAAGUCGGGUGGAGGCAAGCAGAAGAAGAAGUGGAGCAAGGGCAAACAAAAGGAGAAGGUGAACAACGCGGUGAUCUUCGACCAGGCCACCUACGACAAGCUGCUCACCGAGGUGCCCAAGUACAAGCAGAUCACGCCCUCCGUCCUCUCCGAGCGACUCAGGGAUAUGUGUGUGAUGCAUCAUGGCUCCUGGUCAAGUACUUUACUGUGAUGCUCUGUUUUGGGGUCAGUCUGUACAAGUGUAAGAACACACCCAUGCGCUAG